Juglans microcarpa x Juglans regia is the source of this 2153-nucleotide messenger RNA. Its product is annotated as receptor-like serine/threonine-protein kinase At1g78530. Gene Ontology annotation, molecular function: protein kinase activity; ATP binding. Bases 840 to 1892 code for a protein of 350 amino acids. Lineage: Eukaryota; Viridiplantae; Streptophyta; Magnoliopsida; Fagales; Juglandaceae. The transcript has 5 exons. Gene Ontology annotation, biological process: protein phosphorylation. The record is from RefSeq and is a predicted model, not a curated record.
AGCUGUGUUCAUAUCCAUAAAAAAGUGAUGUACUGUUGGGUACGUGAAUUCUCAAGUUCCACAUGAAUGGGGAAGGACAGGUGGUCAAGAAUAUAUGGCGACAGCCUAGAAUUUCACAUGAUCUUCCCUUCACCUUUUUCGUUUUGACUUUUGGUUCUUGUGCUGCUUGUAUUGCUUUCCACUCUUUAAAUGGUGUGGAAAUUUAACCAUUAUGAUAUGUUUAUAUGUAUAUGUGAAAUGUUUAUGCUCAAAAGUUUCAUCCCGUCGGCACCACAUACCAAAAAUGCUACGUACAUUACGUACCGAAAUAACCUUUGAUUCGCAACCUAACCUCAGGUGACGUAAAUAUCCAUCAUCCAAAGCACUAUAUUUCCUUUAGAAACUCACUCUCACAUCAUGGAGUUGUCCUCUCCAUCAAGUCUUCUCUGCCAUGCUUUCUUUUCUCGAAACUUUCCCCUCAUUCAUACCUGAAUCUAGCAGUUGGAAUUCUCAUAAAAGACUGCUUUUUAAAAAAAAAUAAAAACAUGAUGGGUUGUUUCUUCUCUUUACAGUGUGAAAGAGAGGCUUGCAUAUGUACAUCUUACAUUACUAACAUGUUCUCCUACUCUUGAUCCAAUAUCUUUAGUUGGUUUAUGCUCUGAUGCCAAUUGACAUUUAGGUCUGUGAGGAACCUUGAUUCUUGAUUUUUAAGUCCUUUCUUUCGUUUUCCUUUUUAAUUUUGGUGUUUUCCAUGUCCAACUUAGACAUUCAGCUCGAUACAUGAGAUAAGAAGCGUGGAGAAUUUUUAAACGAUUUCUGAUUCUCUGUAAUAUUUUAACCCUGCUCCUCUGAAUUUGCAAAUGGGCAAUUCCAUGGUCUUAGCGUUCUACAUCACAGUAUGCUGCGUUGCUUUUGUUAUAUCAAAGAUCAUCAUUUCAGUCCUCCUUUAUAGAAGAUGGAAAAGAAAGCAUAUGGUUUACGAAGAUGGCUACUCAGGUGGGAAGAUGGUGAUGUUUAGGUCUCCAAUGAUGCAAUCUCUAACAUCCGACGCAUUCUUGAAGAGGACACUGAAAUUGAGCAACAAAGACAUCAUUGGCUCUGGAGGCUAUGGCACUGUUUAUAGAUUGACUAUAAAUGAAUCCACAGCCUUUGCAGUUAAAAGACUGAAUAGGGGAACUGCAGAAAGAGAUAGAGGUUUUGAGAGAGAGUUGGAAGCAAUGGGAGACAUAAAGCAUCGAAAUAUUGUAACUCUUCAUGGAUAUUACACAGCUUCUCACUAUAAUCUUCUCAUAUAUGAGCUGAUGCCAAAUGGAAGCCUGGACAGCUUUCUGCAUGGAAGAUCUAUGGACAAGAAGCUUUUGGACUGGCCAUCCAGAUACAAAAUAGCAGUAGGUGCUGCAAGAGGAUUAUCAUACCUUCAUCAUGAUUGCAUCCCUCACAUUAUUCACAGAGAUAUUAAGUCGAGCAAUAUAUUGUUGGAUCAGAACAUGGAGGCUCAAGUUUCUGAUUUUGGAUUGGCCACAUUGAUGGAACCAGAUAAGACUCACGUUUCUACAUUUGUUGCUGGAACUUUUGGAUAUUUAGCUCCUGAAUAUUUUGAUACAGGAAGAGCAACAGCAAAAGGGGAUGUUUACAGUUUUGGGGUCGUCUUGCUGGAGCUUUUAACAGGGAAGAAACCAACCGAUGAAGCAUUUCUGGAAGAGGGAACUAGGCUUGUGUCCUGGGUGAAGGCAGUUGUUCAAGAGAAGAGGGAGGAGCUUGUACUCGACAGUAGCUUAGACAACUGUCCUGAGGAUGAGAUUAACAGUGUAUUCAGUAUCGCUUUAAUGUGUCUUGAACCAGAGCCCUCCAGGAGGCCUACCAUGGCUGAGGUUUUCAAGAUGCUCGAGAAAAUUAAAUCAGACAAUGUUUGAACAGAUUUCUAAACCUUGUUUAAAGCAAUUCUAUCCCAUCAUCAUAUAUUCCCAUCAUUGUACCACAUUUGUCGAUGUUCAAUGCCACAAGGGCAGAGAAUGCAGCUUAAGGCAGUAUACAAUGCAAUAAAGAUGUACAGACACAACAAUUUGCCCAGCACAAGACAGAAUGGCCGAAGACAAUCAUUACGGGAAUGUCGAAAAUGGUAACGGACGAUUCAUUAUUUAUGGUUCUUGGGAAAACAGGAAAAGAAAAAUUUG